This is a messenger RNA of Callorhinchus milii (elephant shark), 1329 nucleotides long. Its product is annotated as coiled-coil domain-containing protein 152. The transcript has 9 exons. Bases 88 to 885 code for a protein of 265 amino acids. The record is from RefSeq and is a predicted model, not a curated record. NCBI's taxonomy places the organism in Eukaryota, Metazoa, Chordata, Chondrichthyes, Chimaeriformes, Callorhinchidae.
GAAGCCGGCGCCUGGUGGAGCAUGCGCAGUGAGCGCGGGGCGUCCGCCAGCGGCGUCGUGAGAGGAACUGUGGAGAAUAUUUACUGAAUGUUAAACUGCGAAGAGUUUGUAAAAUCUAGAAGCAAAACAAGAAAAAUGAGGAAGGUGGCACAUGCGGCAAACCUGGAUAAGCUGGUUGAGAAUUUUGCUGUACUGGAACAGAAAAUAGCUAAAACUCAGGGGUGGACCAAUCUAUUGGACAUUCAGCUGGAGGAAACAAAACGCCUGCUGAAACUAGCACAAACUAAGGAAAGCUGUAUGAAGGAAGAAUGUACUAUGCUGCACAGAAUGAUAGAAGGACUACAGAGCACCAUCCAGAACCAAUGUGACGUCAGAGAUGAAAAUGAACAAUUUAAAAAAUGCAUCCAGGUGCUGGAACAGAAGAUUCAAGUGGCAGAGGAGGAGAAGAAAAGCUGUGUUGAGAUGUUGGUGACAGAGAUGAAAACAAUGGAACAGAAACACAAGGUAGAGCUUGCAGAAAUUCAACAGGACAUAAGCAGGAAAUUUGAAAUAAAGGAGACUGAGAUCAAUGGCAUAAUUGACAAAAAGCAAACAGAGAUUUUGGAACUGAACAGACAGCUCCGUUUUCAGGAGAGGGAGAAACAGAGUGAGAUCAUCAAGCUACAGAUGGAGUUUAACUCCAAGCUGGUGCGAAUCCAGAGCACGUCAGUGAAAUCACCACACCAGGAUUCCUCUGCACUGCCACAGAAUAUCUUCAAGAGGAAGCUGAUGCACCUGCAAGAGGAGAAAAAUCGAGAAAUCUCAGCCCUUCGCCAGACCAUCCAGGAGCUUGAACAACAACUGAGUGGCAGCCAGGACAAUCGUCUUAAGCGACGAAGAUUUUAACACAAAAUUAUUUUUGUUCAACUAAAAGAGGUGGUUGUGGCACUGCACUGUUCAGCUCCUUGGAGGCCACGUGUAUAUUUGUUGAAUAAGUUAAAAUGUAAGAUGCACCACAUAAAGAUAUUUAGAUCACAGUUGCUGUUUGAAGGAAGUAAAAUUCAGUGGAGUGGGUGACACUGAGUGUGGAGUUAUUCAACAUGAUUGUCCAGCGCCUUGGGACGUCCUCCCGAUGUGAAAGGCACUUUACAAGUGUAAUUUAGUUGUUGUAGUGUUGGUUAAACAGACAUCAAACAGGACUCCCACUGAAUAUUACAAAUUGAAUGUUUAUUAAAACCUUCCUACAGAAGUGUUCUAGUAUGUUACAAACGUUUAGAAAAUCUGUCCCAACUUCUAUUUUGGCAGCAUUUAUCAUACAGAGAUUCAGAUUAACUAGGGUCAAUGGAUUUC